ACACAAAGCUCUCAACCGCUACCUUUACCUGCACCUCCAACCCAGACGAAAGAUGGAGAAGGUGCAUUAAGAACAGCUAAUGAUGAUUCGAUCGCCAAAUUUGAUAAUUUAGGACCGAUGGUAGUCAAUUCAGAUGGAACAAUUUCACGCAUACAUAAUUGGCAAACGAUGACUGAUGCCGAAAGAGAAAGAACAGCCAGAUUAGUCAACAAGAGAAAUCAAACACGAUUGCAAGCAUUACGUGAAAGUGCGAGGAAC
Meira miltonrushii is the source of this 258-nucleotide messenger RNA. RefSeq lists its product as uncharacterized. Lineage: Eukaryota; Fungi; Basidiomycota; Exobasidiomycetes; Exobasidiales; Brachybasidiaceae. The record is from RefSeq and is a predicted model, not a curated record. The annotation marks the transcript as partial. The transcript has a single exon.